CCUCUCUUCGACCUGCAUUAAAACUGCUAUUUGACUAAACCUUUAUAUACAUAUCAAUCUGCCCCACUGAUCCAGUAAAAAUGGAGACCUGGCUCUUUACGAUCAUCACUUUAGCUGCCUCUCUUCUCCUCAAAUCUCUUCUCAACCUUUUCUCUCAACCCGAGAAGCAUAGUCACCCUCUCCCUCCAGGUCCUCCCAAGUUUCCGAUAAUCGGCAGCCUUUUAUGGCUGCGGAAAUCAUUCCGAGAGUUCGAAUCAACUUUCUGUUCGCUCCACAAACAGCUCGGACCUAUCAUCACUCUCUACGUAGGCUCUCGGCCCAUGAUAUUCAUCGCAGACCGCUUUCUUGCGCAUCAAGCCUUAAUCCAGAGCGGAGCAGUUUUCGCUGACAGGCCACCUUCUUCUGCCAUCAAUAAAAUUUCUAACUGCAAUCAACAUAAUAUCAGUUCUUCGUUUUACGGUCCUACUUGGCGUCUUUUUCGCAGGAAUCUUACUUCUGAAAUCCUUCAUCCUUCGCGGGUUAAAUCUUACUCUCAUGCUCGCAAAUGGGCACUUGAAAUCCUAUUCGACCGCCUGGAUUCACAAUCGAAAUCCGGUGAUCAUCCUGUUGGUGUUCAAGCUAAUUUUCAGUUCUCCAUAUUUUGUUUAUUAGUACUUAUGUGUAUUGGAGACAAGCUUGAUCAAAAACAAAUUGAGGAAAUAGAGAGAGCACAGCGUAGUGCAAUUGUGAAUUUCCGUAGAUUGGAGAAACUCAAUAUUAUGCCAAGAUUAACUAAGAUUGUGUUUAGGAAAUUUUGGUCAGAAUUCUUGCAGAUUCAGAAGCAAAGAGAAGAGGUGUUGAUUCCGUUGAUAAGAGCAAGAAAGAAAGCAAAUGAAGAGCGAAAAAUUAACAAUUUUAAUGAUGGAUUCGUCUUAUCUUAUGUUGAUACGUUGUUUGAUUUACAACUUCCCGAUGAGAAAAGAAAUCUUAGGGAGAAGGAAAUGGUUGCUCUGUGCAAUGAGUUUCUUAAUGCCGGAACGGAUACUACUUCCACAGCCUUGCAAUGGAUCAUGGCCAAUUUGGUUAAGUACCCGGAAAUUCAAGAAAAACUUUAUAUGGAAAUUAAACAAGUUGUUGAUGAUGCGGAAGAAGAAGUAAAAGAAGAUGAUUUGCAGAAAAUGCCUUAUUUGAAAGGGGUGAUUUUAGAAGGACUAAGGAGGCACCCGCCAGGACAUUUUGUAUUGCAUCAUGCUGUGACUGAAGAUUUUGUUUUAGAUAAAUUUAUGAUACCCAAAAAUGCUAAUGUAAAUUUCAUGGUGGCAAAAAUGGGUUGGGAUCCGAAUACGUGGGAGGAUCCGAUGGCGUUUAAGCCUGAGAGAUUUACGGGUGAUGGUGAAGUGUUCGAUAUAACAGGAAGCAGAGAGAUUAAGAUGAUGCCAUUUGGUGUAGGAAGAAGAAUGUGCCCUGCUUAUGGAUUGGCAUUGCUUCAUUUAGAGUAUUUUGUGGCUAAUUUGGUUUGGAAAUUUGAGUGGAAAGCUAUGGAUGGAUAUGACAUUGAUCUGUCUGAGAAGCUAGAGUUUACAACUAUGAUGAAGAAUCCAUUGCAAGCUAUAAUUUCGCCCAGGUUUCAAAAUCAAUAAUUUAUUUGUAUUGGCUGUGUAAUGUCCGCUUGAAUUACCAAAUUUGGCUUUCUGAUUAGUUGUAUAAACUUUAAAGAGUAAGUAGGCAACUAUGGAUGAGUGCAUGAAAGACUUUACUUGAAAAUUGCAACAAUUGCUAUUAGAAAUUUAAUCCUCUACAAAAGACUGUUUGUUUAUUAUACAAGUAACUAGCUUAGUUUGUUUUU
Mercurialis annua (annual mercury) is the source of this 1825-nucleotide messenger RNA. Its product is annotated as cytochrome P450 89A2-like. Lineage: Eukaryota; Viridiplantae; Streptophyta; Magnoliopsida; Malpighiales; Euphorbiaceae. Gene Ontology annotation, molecular function: oxidoreductase activity, acting on paired donors, with incorporation or reduction of molecular oxygen, NAD(P)H as one donor, and incorporation of one atom of oxygen; heme binding; iron ion binding. Gene Ontology annotation, cellular component: membrane. The transcript has a single exon. The record is from RefSeq and is a predicted model, not a curated record. The coding region runs from base 81 to 1619 and encodes 512 amino acids.